Medioppia subpectinata is the source of this 2364-nucleotide messenger RNA. The record is from the annotation of a GenBank genome assembly. NCBI's taxonomy places the organism in Eukaryota, Metazoa, Arthropoda, Arachnida, Sarcoptiformes, Oppiidae.
AUGCAAGUAAUAUAUCAGGCAGUGGUUGAGGCGCCGUUGCAAACCCGCCGACGCCAACAAAUAGAGCUCCGGGAAGACCUUCUCAUUCACGGCGAUAGUGUUUACGAUAUCAUUGAAAAACAAGACCACCAGACAAUCCAGACAGAGCUGAUGCGAACUCCAAACCCUCUAAGCUUAGCACCGGAUACACGAAUAUUCUUAUGUCGGAUGAAUGUCUCGCGUAAUGCGAGGCGACAAAUGAGAUUUGGAGACCAAAAAGUAGUGCUAAUUGAGGGACAUUUUGUUAGUUUCCUACCACUUUGCAGCCGUAAUGAGCCCGUGUUUUUGGCCACCUGUACACCCGUUGCUAUGCCUGAGACCAGGGAAUGUGUAGUACAGGGAAGCACUAAUGUCUUCACAUCAAUUCAUUCAAUGGAUAUGAAAUUUAUUCAUUUGGACAGAAACGGAGAAUUUCAUUUGGGAUACAAUAAGUCGUCAGUUCAGGGCCUGUCGUGGUAUGACUUCGUUCAUUGGGAACAUCUUAGAGAAGCACAAUCUAAACACAGACUAAUUACGCAAUCAGAACAGGAGAGGUCUUGUAUUCUUCUCUUAAGAUUACAGACUAACGCCAACUCUUGGAUUUGGGUUCACGUCGUCCUCCAGGUUAAGGACAGUAAUGACAGUUCACAGCAACCCGUCAUUGUCUGCACGAACCAAGUGUUGAGUGAAAGAGAGGCGACAGUAAUGCGAGCGAACAGUUGGUUGUAUCAGUUUUAUUCACUUCACUCUAAAAUGCAUUAUGGAUUGGCAUAUGAGGCCCACACCACACGACUCCCGACUUAUUAUCCAACGCCGACCCCAACUGUCAUGAGCCACGCUUACCAUCACCACCACAAUCACCAUCACUCACAUCCCAGCCCCGUCUCAGCCGGUGGUGGCGAUGCGGCCGCCGUCCCAAUACAUUCAGUCCCAUAUCACAUACAUUCGGCGAUCACACCCUUGAAUGGCACACCAGGACAUCGACACCCACAUCACCCUCAGGCUGUUCUCCAGUGCUCACCUCAGGCCGGGUCUCUACCCUAUCCCAGUAUUGUCGCCGCUGUCAAUGCCAGCGCACAGACCAUUACAGACAAUGAGGUACACAAACACACCAACACUGCUAAGAGAUCCCAUUCGCCACAAAUGACAUCACAAACAGAACAGACACACGAAGAGACAGAAUCUCCAGAACCACCGGCAAAGCGUCUGAGUUUGAAUCACCACAACCUCCCGCCCCCGCCGUCGUCGUCAUACCAUCACCCGAGAGCGUCGACCUUUACGUACCCGACAUCGAUGUUCGGCACCGGAGGCUUCACAGCUUCCUCUAUGACCAGCGUUUCAGAGUUGGGAUCAGUUGUGCCGAGUUAUUACGGCGGCCCACAAGUACUCGCAUCUGUUCCCUAUCACACACAGAUUGGACACCACUUCAGAAAUCAAAGCAAAAUGUCUCUCUUCGAUGAAUCAGACAAUUGUUUUGACCAAACAAUCGGCGCGACUAAUGCUGAAGAUGUCUCUAAUCUCAUAACAUUUUCAUCGCCCGCUUAUCUAAAGUACACGUCAGGACUGAUGUCAUACCCCUAUCCGGACCUUCCGGACAGAGAUUUAGAAAAAGUUCGAUCUCCUGAGUCGAUAGUGUCGACCACUUCUGAUUACGGAAGUAUGACAUCUCAGUCGCCGCCCUCAGCCUUCGACAAACCCUAUAAGAAAGACAGCUUAGCUCUACUCACGAGUAAUACCAUCUCAUAUAACACUAAUUCCAACAUUAAUGCUAAUAAUACUGCAAAUAAUUCACAACAAUUAUAUCAAUCAUUGAAAAGCAAUUGGGGUUCGACUCCGAUAUAUACCGAUCUCUCCAUUUCCCGUCCCUCACAAGUAAUCCACAAUCAAAUGGAUAAAGAUUUAGAGGCAAUGGACCACAGAUUUACGUUCCCUAAUGUUAUUUGGGGCUAUAAUACGGAUAACUCAUCAAUAAGUCAGUCCCUGAGCUCUGCCUUUAAUAUGGAUACCAAUUCUCUACAACUCUCUCAGCAAUACUUCAAUGAAUUGAGAAAUAGUAAAAGCGAUCAAAUGAAUCAAAACGAUGGCACACACGCCACACAUGGGGCACAUAUACCACAUCCGACAAGUCUAGUCAGUGCACCACAUAGUGGUCAGGAGUCGGACCUUCAGCCACAAACCGCUACCACAGCAGACAUUCCAUCGCAAAGCUCUUCUCCCGUAUCGACAGAAACGGUAUCAGCGGUUGAGAUGAGCUCAUCGUCUCAUGGCGUGGGAAGAGCCGUAGGCUAUGGCGGUAUUAGUAAGGCUGAGAGGAGCACCGGAGCGACCGCCCAGGACUCUACCUGA